CAGGAGGGGCUGUGAUGGGGUCGGGCUGUGCGGGGCUCCCCUUGCGCUGGGCAGGUGGGGAUGGCUCAGACCCGGGUGCCUGUGUUGGCAGCGCUCGCAGGGACGCGCACUGGGAAGUCUCGGGGGAGAACAGCGGUGGAGUGGCAGUGCCGGUCCUUGUAGCUGCCACUGCGUUCCCUACUGAUCCAUCUAGUCGGGCUUGUGUACGCCAUGGGUACCUGCAGUGACCGGGGUGGCUGCCGUGCUCGGCUGUAGCUUUAAAAGGUCACGUCUUUCUUAGUAAAGAGUCACAUAAUACUUAGUAAGCUUUUCCGGACUAAAUAAACACAUAGUAUCGCUUUGACGUUAGUCACAUUUUCCCGGCGUUUGCCAUUAUUUCUGCUGUGAAACGGGAUACAUACCUGCUGCUUUUGAAAUAACUUUAAUUAUGAUUUAGAAAUGGAUUUGUGCUGUACUUAGCAUGUGCAUUUUUAGAGGUUUUGUUGCAAAGUCCCAGCUUGGCUUUUCUACGUCGUGUACAUCUACUUUGUGAUCAUAAUGGGCCCGAAAGGCUGUGUGCUGUUGUGAGCUCACGUAGGGCUGUAGCUACAUGAAUUUUGUUCAGAUAAGGUAUUUCAGAGAUUGAUGCCCACUGAGUACAUCUCUCUUUCUCAGAAAUCUAUCGGGAGGAAUAGGUAAUUUUUAGUAUUUAGUAUUUAAUUACAUUAAAUAGUAAGUGUAUACAUAAAGUAUUCUCACGAUUUGAGUAUAGGUGUCACACCUUUUUCCAAAUUGUUUUUGUGUGUCGAGUAGAGGGGGCCCUUUUUACUCAAAGAUGUAUAAUUAGCAUCUUUCAGGAACAGUCCAAAGAGGAAGAAAAGAUGUUGCUGCUUAUUUAAUAUUUUUGACUGCAUUUUAGACAGAUGGUUGUUGUUGUUUUUUUCUUUGCUGAGGCAGGCUUUUUUGUUUUGGUCAUGUGAUUAUGAAACAGACCAGAAUUGGUACAAGCCCUAAAAUUUCCCUCUCUUAGUUUACUGACUGUUGUGCUUUGAGAAUAAAUUUUAUAUGCAUGAGUAUGAUAUCCAUUAUAAUACUUAACCUUUCAGGAGCUAACUUACAAUUAAUUAAGCUACAUUAAUGACUAAUUAAUUUCUUAAUGUAGAAAUGCUUGAAUUUAUAGUUAAGUGUCAUAUAAUGAAUAUUCAAGAAAAUGACAUGUACUUUUAAACUGGAAUUUAAGUUGUUACAUAAAACAGACUAGCUUCAUUAAUGUACUAUAGCUCAGAGAAAAAAAAAUUGUUUAUGUAGGAUACAUGGCUGGAUCUUACUGGAGACAUCCAUGGCCCACUUUUCUUCAAAGGUUAAUUUUCCAAAACAGGUCAAGUCUUCCACAAAACAGGAACGCCCUUGGGGAUGGAAACUACCUGUGCUCAGCAUAGAUGUCCAGUUGCCAAUUUAAGCUGUUGGUUUAUCAUGUCAUAAAUGCUAAUUUUCUUUCUGAACAGGUAUUUCCUUUAGUGUAUAACUUCCUUUAGGAGCAGAAAAACAGGAGUGCAUUGUAACCAAGCAUGUUGUUAACAUGGAGUCUGACACUUCCACUCUUUAGUUUCUGUGCAGCUUCAGAAAACUCACCUCCCAAGCACAGUAUGUAUGGAAAAUAGUGGUAGUUUCCAAGUGAAUAGUCAUUUUCAAGAUAACAUUGUAGGAUUAAACCGUUCCUUGUUUUUAGUGAAAUUUCACAUUGUUGCCUUAUUAGACUCUCCUUGAUGUCCUCAGUUUUCUGGACUACUGUGCUAUCAAAGACACCUUUGAUGGCUUUAGAAGAGAGGAAAACUUCCAAGUCUGGAACUGCUUCAUCAAUUACCUAUUGCUUUCUCAGUGCCAAGGAUGCAAAUUUGAUACAUUACUCAAGAAUCUAGAGCUUCCAACUCCUUUUUUCUUCUUUCUUUCCUGUCUUUGAGAUCUAUUGGCUAGGUGUGUGGAUUUACAUAAUUGAUUCUAAUCAGUUUGAGUACUCACAUUCCCCCUUGCUGGUGUGUUAAGUUUGAAGCUGUCUGGUUUGUAACUCAGAAUAUCCCUCAUAGUAACCAAGUGUUGCAGUGCCUGAGCUGGGCACUGUGUUGCUAGCUGGGAGGAUUGCUAUCUGCACACACCAGGGCUUGUGUAGUUUGGCUUAGGGUUGUUCAGGUCUAAAUUCUGACCUUUUAUUAUGUUAAAAAUAGUGAAUGACUCACUUCUUUAGAUGUGUUUUUACUUGUGAUUUGUAUGAAGCUGCCCUUGGAUGGAAAUAGGAUUUUGAUUUAAAGUAGUAUUUAAAGUUUGUUUUUUGUUUGUUUGGGUUUUAUUUUUUUUUAAUUAGUUAAAACUAGAUUAAAUAAGUUGAAUGUCCAGGGAGAUAGGUUUGGGUUGUUGGAUUUUUUUAUUUAUUUUAUUUUUUAAUUUUCUUCCAGACAUAUGGAAAAUGAAGUGUGUUUUUAAAGUGUGAAUUGGAGUUAGUAAAGUUAGAAUUUAAGAAGUAUUUGAUGGUUGAAGAUGCAGAUGGGAACCUGUAACACUUUCAUAGAUCUUUUACAUGUUUCCCACCAUUUUAUGGAAAGUUAGGCAUCUAAUCUGACAGACUAAUUAAUGGGAUUUUCAGAAGGAAUCAGAAUCUCUUAAAAAACUCCAAACAAAAGAUGCAUGUAUAUCUUUUUCCCUGCCUCUAAUUUGGGUAGAAAAUAAAUUAAUUUUUUUAAUAAGUCCAGUUGAAGAAUAUUAUGUCUGUGUGUCUUAUAUGUUUCCCUACCAAACUGGAAAUAGUCAAUAUACCUGUUCGUAGUGCAGCAUGUAUCAAUCAAUCUUUGCCUGACCUCAGAAAAUAAACAGAUUCAAGGAAGGCAAUUAAUAGCCUAUCCCAUAACUCAUUAACAUUUGAUGACUAAUUUUCUGAAUGGUCUCAUUCAGAUUUGAAGUACAUGAACAAGUGUUAACAAGCCACCUCAUUAAAAUUACUUAAGCAAAAAGGAAUAAUUACUUAAAAACAAACCCUCUUAUCAAGGUGUUACUUAAUGUUGCUCUGCAGCUUGAUAGGGAGGUGCUUUAUAUCACCUGGUGAUUACAUGGUUUCAUUUGCAGUGUAGCACCCUGUGGCCUUCCAGCAGCUACCUGCCAGUCCUGUUUGGGAUAGCUGCCUUCCAAGAAACAACCCAGGACAAAAUGGACACUCCAGUGACAUUUCUGAAGAGGAAAGUCUCAUUCCUAGAACUUGUAUUCAGGGAUUAUUUUUAUUCUGUCAGAAUUUCAGUUCAGGAUAUAAAGCUAACUUUAGCCAUUGAUCUUUUAUUCCAGAAAUGAGAAAUGUCCACUGCUGCAUAGUUAUUGGGACACCAGCAGACAGCAGUGCAUCUGUAGACAUUUCCUCAAGUCCACAGUUUUUCAUUUAUCUCAGAUCCAAUGACUGUGUGCCAGCCAGGCACAGAGCAAUGAGAGAGAUGUUGGGUUGGGACUGGCUAAGGCUCUUGCUUUCCUCCUUUGGAAGUCCAUGGCUCUGGACAAGCUGCUUUGUAUUUCAAUGUCUCAGUUUUUCAGCCUCAAAGUGAGGAGAGUAUCUCCUUUAAAAUAGUCUUGAACUCUCCAAAGAGGUGUGAGAGGUAAUCUUGGAUGAUUUUCCAGGCACUAAAUGAUGUUACUGCCACUUAUCCUAAUGUUUUGAACAGAUUCAAAUCUCUUGGGCAAAUGACAAUGUAAAUUAUGGCAAUUUUGGACCAGUAAUUCAGAGAUCCUUGAUGUAUUUGUUUCCAUUACAAGGGAAUGGGAUGUGAGUCCUGACUCUGUGACAAAUACAAAACUUUGUGCUUUAGUAAAUGGUUAUUGUUGGCAGCAAAACCCAGUGUGGAUGUGGAAAACAGGAAUCGUGUAUGUAGCAUGUUCCUACCAUGUGCACUUCCCUGGAGUACACGACAGAUGGUUUUCUGUAAACCAAAGGCUCCAGCUUUGUAAAUGUAUGGUUCAAAGGUGAUCCACAUCACAUGAAUGUUCUGCAACAGGAUUCCUGUCAUCUCCUCAAUCUUUUCUGCUAUUGAGGGUCGUACUCAAAUGUUCCAGUUAUUUAUAGUAAUUAAUUUCACAGUUUCAACAUGUCUUCUGCUGAACAGGUCUGCUUUUUCAGUUAUUGACUGUCAGCAGCUUUCUGCCAAAAAUGUCUUUAAUCUUACGAGCAGGUGUAUAUCAAUUCCUCCAUGGCAUCCUUGACUUGUUCUGGUACCUAAUGACUGAACCAGUGCAUAUUGGUUUUCUUUUUUUUUCCUGUUUCUGAAAAAAUAUUUCUAUUCUUUACAGUUACAUCAGAAAAGGAAGUUAUGGUAUCAAUGAGUUCUUUUGCUAAAGCUUUGUGUUACUGAUGCUCUGCCCGUACAGAGCUUAAUCCACCAGCUUGUAUUGUUCCUGAAACUUUACUCCUAAGCCAGGACAAACAAUGCUGUAGAGAGACUUGGGAUAGCAGCAGAGCCACAAGCUAUUUAUUGCUGUGGGCCUAGCACACGUAGGGAGUCUGUGUGUGUGUAGCUGUUUAAAGUUCAGUGCAGAGUCUGUCAAUGGAUUGGGUUGCAUGGUGAGCUUUCCCAGAGUAGCAGCAGGGUGGGCAGUAGUGCAGAGAUGAGAUGCACACUGUCUUGGUGGAAAGCAGCUGGGACCUGAGGCAGAAUGCUUUAGAUGGAGCAGUAUCUCUGUGUCCUCCAUGCAUUUAUGGUUUAGUGACUUCAGACGUUAGCUGGAAGGUGAAGGUCUGCAGUCAAGACUUGUGCCAGUAUCUGUUAUUGUAGCACACAGUGGUAUCUACUCCUUCCCCCAGGUAGCAAAGGCUUUUCUGUUUUCCUCAAUUAACUGCCUUCACCUCAACAGUCAGCAUUGGGCUUGACUAGUUGGGCUGUUUUGCAGGUAAACAACCAGGGAACACUAAGAGUUUGAGAAUCCUGUCUGUGUAUAUUUAUCACUGAAAAAGAAAAAGAUUGGGUGCACUAAAUUAGUAGUAAUUAAAGUGGCAUUAAUUAAGUAUAUCUGUUUCAAGUGAGUGAAUGUUGAAAGACAGCUGUUUCUGAAUUGUAUUACAGGCGGGGCUGUGUUGAAAUAGUAGAUCUUUGGUGUGGCUUGCAGGUAUUUCAACAGUCUUGGUCUUACACUAAAUUUUAUGUUUUUGUGUGGAAUUUAAGGAAUGUCAUUUCACCCAAGUUGUUUCUGCAUUCUCUGUUCAUCAUGAACUGUAGUGAUAGUGAUAUCUUAGACACAAGACAAACAUGUCCUGGCUGUUCCUGAGUUUUGGAAUGCAGAAGAACAUUGCAAGAUUAAAUAAAUCUGGAAGCAUUCAAAAGCUGUGGUACUCUGGUGCCCAUUAUGAUGGUAAUUUUACUGUCACAACUAUCCUAUUCUUAAUUAGGUUUUUGUGUUCAAGUGGAAGAUGAAAUAAAACCUGACCCUAUUUUUAAGAGGAGAAAUGUCCAAACAAGAUAAUAGACCUUGGCAGCCAUUGUAGGUGUUUUGAGCCUUGCUAUUCCAGCAUCCCUUUGCUCCUAUUUCCUUGUUUUUCUUUUCUCCUGUCUGCAGCAGUGAAGCUUACCUGGCUGUAUGGAAAUUACUCAGAAGGAAAAACAAGGGAAUGUGAAAAAUUAAUAGGUGAAGCCCUUCGCCAUGCAGCAGAUAAAUUUAAUAUGCAUUGGAAAUGUAGAAUUUUAGGGUUUUUUGUUUUGUUUGUUUUGGGGUUUUUUUUAAUCCUUAGUGCUAGUUCUGCUUCAUCUCCACUAGAAUAGCAAAGGUGAAAUAAACAGGCUGAUAAUGAUGAUGAGAGUUUAGCUGGAAAGUGAUGGAAUGUUAAAAUUACUGCAUUUAUCUUUUUAGUGGCCUGGUAUUGAUAAGCUUUCAGUAGACAAAAACAAAGAAGCAGAAAAACUUGCUGUUUAAUGUAGAAAUGGGGGGGAAGUGGCUAUCUUAUCAAUGGUUGAAUGAAAUUCACAGGUGUACUCAGUGGGAAAUCUGGGUAGUUCUUUGAAGAGGAAUGAAGUCUUACUGAAACUUGUUUUAACUCUCCAGCUUUAGGGGCUGUGUUGACAAAAUAAAGAAUUUUAGUUUGUGAGUUUAGGUCAUAUGAGAAUUAAUGUACAAACUCCUCUGCUUUUCAUUUCUGUUAGAUACCUUUGUUGUUUAAUUUUUUUUCUUAGAAGGGUUUUAUUGCAAGUAAUGAAGUAUUAAUUUAGAAAUCUUUAUUAGACAAUUACUUCUAAGAGGUAACUAUGAAAGGUUUUCCAAAAUGUGCUAAUGUGUAAAUUAAUUUUAUUUUCCUGCUUUCAGUCAGUCAAGUGCAGCCACUGAUCACGAGAUGUUACCACAAAAUCUACCUCAGACUUCACUUUUGUUCAUUCAGUUGCUGCGCCAUAGAUCUCAACGGGAGCUCUGCAGACAGUCCUGAAAGUCUCUGAACAGACUGGGACAUCAAGUCACAGCAUGAUGACCUAAUAGGAGGUCAAAGUCUGAAACAUUGAUUCAGCAGUUCAAGAUAACACUGCCCUUUUAUCAGUAUCACUUCUGAAGGCUACAGACCUCCUGCCAUUUCUUUCCUGGCUACUUCAGAAACACUCAGCUGACCUUUCUUUGGUGAAGAAAUCUUGACUUUUCUCUCUGGUCCUGGAAAUAUUAAUGGAAUACAGUCAUGUCUACCCAGGACGAGAGGCAGAUAAAUACAGAGUAUGCUGUAUCCUUGCUGGAGCAGUUGAAAUUCUUUUAUGAACAGCAGUUGCUAACUGACAUAGUGUUGAUUGUUGAGGGCACUGAAUUUCCCUGCCAUAAGAUGGUUCUUGCAACGUGCAGCUCAUAUUUCAGAGCAAUGUUCAUGAGCGGGCUGAGUGAGAGCAAACAGACACACGUACACCUGAGGAAUGUGGACGCAGCCACUCUGCAGAUCAUCAUCACUUAUGCAUACACGGGUAACCUGGCAAUAAGCGACAGCACAGUAGAGCAGCUCUAUGAAACUGCCUGCUUCUUACAGGUAGAUGAUGUGUUACAACGAUGUAGAGAAUACUUAAUCAAAAAAAUUAAUGCGGAAAAUUGUGUCCGUCUAUUAAGCUUUGCUGAUCUCUUCAGCUGUGAGGAGUUAAAACAGAGUGCUAAAAGAAUGGUGGAGCACAAGUUCACAGCUGUGUACCACCAGGAGGCUUUCAUGCAACUGUCACAUGAUCUACUGAUAGAUAUUUUAAGCAGUGACAAUUUAAAUGUGGAAAAGGAGGAGACAGUGCGUGAGGCUGCUAUGUUAUGGCUGGAGUACAACACGGAAUCCCGCUCGCAGUAUUUGUCCUCUGUUCUUAGCCAAAUCCGGAUCGAUGCACUUUCAGAAGUAACACAGAGAGCCUGGUUUCAAGGCUUGCCACCAAAUGAUAAAUCAGUGGUGGUGCAAGGACUGUACAAAUCGAUGCCCAAAUUUUUCAAGCCCAGACUUGGCAUGACAAAAGAGGAGAUGAUGAUAUUCAUCGAAGCUGCUGCUGAAAACCCUGGUAGUCUUUACUCUUCUGUCUGUUACAGCCCACAGGCAGAGAAAGUUUACAAACUCUGCAACCCUCCUGCCGACCUGCAUAAGGUUGGGACACUGGUAACUCCCGAUAACGACAUCUAUAUAGCAGGUGGGCAAGUUCCUCUGAAAAACACCAAAACCAAUCACAGCAAAAGCAGCAAACUGCAGGCUGCCUUCAGGACCGUGAAUUGCUUUUACUGGUUCGACGCGCAGCAGAACACCUGGUUCCCCAAGACGCCGAUGCUCUUUGUGCGCAUCAAGCCGUCGCUGGUGUGCUGCGAGGGAUACAUCUACGCCAUCGGGGGCGACAGCGUCGGCGGGGAGCUCAACAGGAGGACUGUGGAGAGGUACGACACCGAGAAGGACGAGUGGACCAUGGUGAGCCCCCUGCCCUGUGCGUGGCAGUGGAGCACGGCCGUGGCGGUGCACAACUGCAUCUAUGUCAUGGCGCACAACUUGAUGUACUGCUACUUCCCCCGCUCGGACGCCUGGGUGGAGAUGGCCAUGCGGCAGACGAGCAGAUGUUUCGCCUCAGCCGCUGCUUUUGGCGAUAAGAUAUUCUAUAUCGGAGGGCUGCACAUUGCCAGCAAUUCUGGGAUAAGGCUGCCCAGCAGUACUGUGGAUGGGUCUUCUGUAACGGUGGAGAUCUAUGACGUGAAUAAAAACGAAUGGAGGAUGGCAGCCAACAUCCCUGCCAAGCGCUAUUCCGACCCGUGCGUCAGGGCCGUCGUCAUCUCCAAUUCCUUAUGUGUCUUUAUUCGGGAGACCCACAUGAACGAGAGAGCCAAGUAUGCCACCUACCAGUAUGACCUGGAACUCGACCGCUGGUUCCUGAGGCAGCACAUAUCGGAGCGCGUGCUGUGGGACCUGGGCAAAGACUUCCGGUGCACUGUAGGAAAGCUGUAUCCAUCUUGCCUUGAAGAGUCCCCGUGGAAACCUCCAACGUAUCUCUUCUCGCCAGACGGAGCCGAUGAAUUCGAGCUGGAUGGGGAGAUGGUUACUUUACCACCUGUAUAGCUCCCAAAUUAGACUGCACAACUGAGUCUGUGCUCAGUUAUAAAAUAAUAAAAGAAAUAAAUGGCUGUGAAAGAACAGGUCUGGGGACAGAAAUCUCAGAGCUGUCUUUCAUGAGUUGUAUUUUUAUGCCCUACCUAACACUUGCCGCCAUUCAGUAUGAAUUAGUGAAAAGAGCAGAUAUGCUUCCAUAAUCUCAAAUACUAUUAUCAGAUAAUUGAGAAAAAUAUAUGUAUAUCAUGAGCUUGAGCAUCUGACUUGUCUAAAGAAUUAAUUCUAGUUCUAUAAAGUCUCCAUUCAGGAAAAUUAGCUUAAGAAAAAAAGUAGUUAUUGUUUCUAGGAUGAUGUCACAACUCUUUUGAAAGUAUCUUCCAGUUACAUUUUAACUACUUCUGGAUAUUCUACUUAAGUGCUAGUUAUAUAAUUGUCAGUGUGGCCUAAUUAAAGGACUGUGCCGCACUUACUAAAUACUAAUAUCUAUGUUGGUAUAGUAAUGCCAUUAAAAGAAAAAGAAACAAAUCCCAUGGAUCUACACCUGUGGUAGGAAGGGUAGAUCUUCCAUUGUAUGGUAACAUGCUGGGCAAAAUGACUGCAGGUUCAGUCAAGCUGUAUGAUGAGGUGCAUGUAUUCUAUUUUCACUAACUUAUACCUGUCUAUUUAGAAUACAGGUCUUCCAAGCAGCUGGUAGAUUACCAGGUGUGGACUUAAAAGUUGCUGGGCUUGCGAUAGGAAUUGCCAGCCCUCAUAGUGCGGGUCUAUGUGGGGCUUUAAUCAGUAAAUGCCUCCACAUUCUGUAUUACAGUAACAUUGGCUCAUGUAUAUUACUUCCUGCUGCUGAUGUAUUUUUCCAUUGUAAAACGAAGUUUUAGUGUGGAUUAACCAGGUCUUUAUUUUCUGUUAAUUUAAUAACAAGCAUUACUGUAGUGUGAUUGUGUAUAGAUAUCCCUUAGCUGUCAGGUUUUUUACUUUGGGGGGGGGAAGCAAACUUCAGGAAUAUCCUGUGCUGUGUGUGCAGGAGAGCAGAUGCCUAGUGCUGCUCUGGCAUUAAUCCCAGGAACCACUAGCAGUAGCGGGGUGCCGCCAACCUAACAUGAACACAGGUGCUUCAUGACAAACCUUACUAGCAUGUUCAGCUGCAUCAUGUUCUGGCACUGUAUUUUGAAUGACAUUAAUUUAUUAAAAAAGACUGAAUCCAAA
Molecule: messenger RNA, 9721 nt
Organism: Zonotrichia albicollis (white-throated sparrow)
Lineage: Eukaryota; Metazoa; Chordata; Aves; Passeriformes; Passerellidae
Source: RefSeq, a predicted model, not a curated record